UGUAAAAAUGCCAUGGAUAAAUAUCAUUCCAAGUUAAAAUCUACAUGAGCAAUGUGUGCUAUCAUAGUUAAUUCUGGUAAUACGGAUUUCAAGUGUUUGCUAAAAUGAGAUACCAAUUCUUGAUAUCUAUUCUUUUUCAAAUAUCAUAUGAAUUUUCGUACGUGCGUGUGGACAAUUUUGAAAUAAGUUACUCGAUUACCUAUGAAAGUUCAUGUCAUGUCGAGAUAGACAGAUUUCUAUUUAAGCUUCAAUCUUCUAUUGAAAACUGUGUGAAGGAAUGCAGUUCGCGUCAACAUUGUCAGGCCUUAAACUUUAGAAAAGGAAUUAAUGUAUGUGAACUGUUUUCAACUUCUGAAUCAGGGCAGCUAGCCAGCGGAAAUUGUCUUCAUGUUGAAAAAGACGAUAUCAACGUAAUUCAGACACCUUGUAAGAAUGGCUGCAAAUAUGGUGAAGUAUGUGAGACCACUGAUUCAGGGAUAGGCACAUGCGUUAUCAAAGAAUGCGUGAACGUGACCGUUCCAGACCACGGUACAAUUCUUGGAAACCAGAGAGAGGUUGGGAAAAAAAUUCGAUACAAAUGUGACAAGGGUUACAAAGAAAAGAAUGUCACAAGUGCAACAGUUGCUGAAUGCCUGAGCACGGGAAAUUGGAGUGCCAAUGCUGAAUGUCAUAAGAUUAACUAUACCUGGACAACGUGGAUGGACUGGAGUUCCUGUAGUUUAAGUUGUGACAACGGCACGAGAACAAGGUCAAGGAUCUGUUCGAUUGCUUCUGAAAACCUUAGCGAAGAACUUUGCAAAGAAGGCAACAAAAGUUUUGAGGAAGAGUCCUGUAAUGAGCACAACUGCCCAUGUAAGAAAUAA
Molecule: messenger RNA, 863 nt
Organism: Mercenaria mercenaria
Lineage: Eukaryota; Metazoa; Mollusca; Bivalvia; Venerida; Veneridae
Exons: 4
Coding region: 105-863 (252 amino acids)
Source: RefSeq, a predicted model, not a curated record